Messenger RNA from Lycium barbarum (goji berry), 2208 nucleotides. RefSeq names its product RING-H2 finger protein ATL34-like. The record is from RefSeq and is a predicted model, not a curated record. NCBI's taxonomy places the organism in Eukaryota, Viridiplantae, Streptophyta, Magnoliopsida, Solanales, Solanaceae. Bases 1121 to 1813 code for a protein of 230 amino acids. The transcript has 4 exons.
UUAAUCAAGAAAAAGAACUACUCCAUUGCUAAACUAUGAUUAUGGAUCUGAGAUCUCUCUCUCACACAAAUCCCUCUCACUAAUUUCCUCAUAAUAUAAGAUCCAUGUUUCUCUCUUACCAGUAACACUUCACUCUCUCUCUCUCUCUCUCUUAAUUUUCUCUCUCCAUAUGACCAUAUUAAGAAAACAUGCUGACUCUCUUCUUUCUUGAUUAAAAUGCAAAGUCUUCUACAUUCAAAUAUCCAUUACAUAUACAUGCAGAAACAUACUAGAGAGCUAAAGAUGGUAUUUUUAUGAGGUAUAAAGAAAAUCCAGAAAAGGGUUCUUGGAAAUUGAAGGUGAAGAUUAGAUUCUUGGCUGCAUUUUGAAAAGUAAAUUACUCAAGUGUUAAAAAGAUCAGAUUUUUAUGAGGUAUGAAGAAAUUCCAGAAAAGUGUGCUAGAUAUUGAAAGUGAAGAUUAGGUUCUUGGCUGCAUUUCUUAAAGUAAAUUACUCAAAGUGUUAAAAAGAUUAGAUUUUUAUGAGGUAUGAAGAAAUUCCAGAAAAGUGUGCUAGAUAUUGAAAGUGAAGAUUAGGUUCGUGGCUGCAUUUCUUAAAGUAAAUUACUCAAAGUGUUAAAAAGAUUAGAUUUUUAUGAGUUAUGAAGAAAAUCCAGAAAAGGUUGCUUAGAAAUUGAAAGUGAAGAUUAGGUUCUUGGCUGCAUUUUUCAAGUAAUUCACUGAAGUGUUAGAAAGAUUAUAUUUUUAUGAGGUAUGAAGAAAUUCCAGAAAAGGGUUGCUAGAAAUUGAAAGUGAAGAUUAGGUUCUUGGCUGCAUUUUUUUAAAGUAAAUUAUUCAAGUGUUAAAAAUAUUAGAUUUUUGAUAGAAUUAUAAAUAAAGUAUUAUAAGGUGUUUAUUUAUAUAGUUUCUGGAAGUGAAAGUGUGGGGAAGGAGGAUGCUAAUUAUGUUAUUAAGGAUUGGCUUUAUGUUUUCUUGUGAUUCUAUGAGUUGGGUAUAGUGUAGAAUUUGCUUUUAUGUUGGAAUGAGCAGAGCAAAACUUGAACUUUUCUUGGAAAUUUAAAGUCUUGGGCUAUUGGAGUGGACAGUAAAGUUGCUAUUUUGGGAAAAAAACAAGUUGGUGAAAUGAUAUCUUCAGGGACAAAUUUGGUGAUGACUGUGAUUGGAUUUGCAGUUAGUACCAUGUUCAUAGUAUUUGUGUGCACAAGGCUAAUUUGUGCAAGAAUUCAAUUGAACGCUAGACGGCGCGAUUUUGCAUAUGCUUCUAGAUCUGAUCUUAGCAUUUUGGAGCGUGGUUUACAUGGUCUCGAGCCUCUUGCUGUUGCCAACUUCCCGACAAAGAAGUACGGCGAUGUGUUUUUUACCUCUGCAGAAGAUGCUCAGUGCAUUGUUUGCCUUGCCGAGUAUCAAGAGCAGGAUGCCUUACGUAUUUUGCCACUAUGUGGGCAUUCUUUCCAUGCAACAUGUAUUGACAUAUGGUUUCAGCAGCACUCCACGUGCCCAGUUUGUCGAAUUUCUCUGCGUGAGACUCCUGAAAAGAAGAGAUUUAUGCAACCGUUGUUUAGUUCAGCUAUUCGAUCUCACUAUGCGAUGGAGUACUCCCUGAAUGUUACUUCAAACCGCUGUCUAUCAGCUGAGCAGAGGCAUUCUCCAAGAUUACAUGACAGCCUGAGACCGGACUCCACAACAGACGACGCUCAGUGUCCACCCGAGGGUGGUAUGAUGGUAAUCAGAGGGAACAAUGUCAUUUUAAACGAGGAUAGUCAUAACACGAAAAACUCAGAAAACAAGCAAGUUGAGAGCCCGUCAAAUACAUAAGCUUUCAAAUUGGCAGAGAUGGGAAGAUUUCACAAUGAGCUGAUUGGAACGGGAGUUAGGAGGGACGGACUAUACUAUUUUAGCAAACCGGACGUGGUGCAACAUGUGUCUACUGUCGUGGCAACGUCCGCAUUGGAAUUGUGGCAUCGACGAUUGGGGCAUCCUUCCGAGAGAGUAGUUAAGUUGCUUCCUCAUGUCAGUAGAAUAAGAGUAGUUUAGCAAAGGAUUGUGAAGUGUGUUUACGUGCUAAGCAUCCUAGAGACAAAUUUCCUUUAAGUGAUAAUAAUGCAUCUAGAAUAUUUGAGAAAAUACAUUGUGAUUUGUGGGGCCCAUAUCGCCAUGUUUCGUCGUGUGGAGCUCGUUAUUUUUUAACAAUUGUUGAUGAUUUUUCCCGA